Sceloporus undulatus (fence lizard) is the source of this 1149-nucleotide messenger RNA. RefSeq names its product complement C1q B chain (gene C1QB). The record is from RefSeq and is a predicted model, not a curated record. Gene Ontology annotation, molecular function: protein binding. NCBI's taxonomy places the organism in Eukaryota, Metazoa, Chordata, Lepidosauria, Squamata, Phrynosomatidae. The transcript is spliced from 3 exons. Bases 159 to 908 code for a protein of 249 amino acids.
AACAUUGGGGGGGGGGCUGCAAUUGCUUAAUGUGUGUGUGUGUGCUUAUGUGCGGCUUGUGGGGGGGAGAAGUGUGUCCCCACUGUGAAGUUGUCUCCGUUGUGUGUUAGUCAGGGCCUGAAGCGGGUCCAGUUUUGCUGUCCUUGAGGAUCUUCAGGAUGCUGACCACCAAGACGAUCAUAUGGGCAAUACUGAUUUGCAUCCCUGCAAGCAAGCUGGCAAGUGGUGACACCUGCCAGGGUCCCACCCUCAUUCCUGGCAUUCCUGGCAUGCCAGGGGCUCCGGGCACCAAUGGCCAAGAUGGAGACGAUGGGAUCAAGGGAGAACGAGGUCCUCCUGGGAGGGUUGAAGACUACAGAGAUGUUGGAGAACGAGGAGAACCGGGGGAACCUGGUUAUCCAGGGAAGGUGGGUCCCCGAGGAGAAGCAGGUUCCAAAGGGCCUCCUGGAGCCCCUGGUCCUCGUGGGCCACCGGGCGAUUCUGGUGACUACAAGACCUCCCUGAAAUCAGCCUUCUCAGCAGUUCGAAGUAUCUCCAUGACACCGCGGCGAGGGCAGCCCGUCCGCUUCGACCGUGUCAUCACCGAUGUAAACAGGAACUACGAGAACCGCUAUGGCCGCUUCACCUGCCAGAUCCCAGGGAUCUACUAUUUCACCUACCAUGUCAGCUCACGUGGGAACCUCUGUAUCCACCUUAAAAAAGGCCGUGGCAAUGAGCGAGGGGAGAGAGUGGUGGCCUUCUGCGACUUUGUCUACAAUGCCUUCCAAGUCACUACAGGCGGCGUGGUCCUCCGCCUGACCCAAGGUGAGUCGGUCUGGCUGGAGCCAACGGAGAAGAACUCCCUCAUUGGGGGCACUGAAGGAGCUGACAGCAUCUUCUCAGGGUUCUUGCUCUUCCCAGAUAGCUAAAGCAGCUCUGGAAGACUUUCUGCUCAGCUUUGCCACCUAUGGUCCAGCAGGUCUAGGGAAAUGCCAGUCUAUGUUGGCACUUGGGGCCCACAUAAAGUGCCAGACCUCCCUGCCUCUUAGCAAACCAUUAGACCCCAAGGAGUGUCCAUCCUCAUAUACUUUUGACCAUCAUCUUUUCUUGUUAAAUAAAAGUUUUCUGUGCUCUUUGUGGAAACAAAUAAAUAUCCAUUUACACUUUUAA